This is a messenger RNA of Xyrauchen texanus (razorback sucker), 1882 nucleotides long. RefSeq lists its product as uncharacterized. The coding region runs from base 77 to 1429 and encodes 450 amino acids. Lineage: Eukaryota; Metazoa; Chordata; Actinopteri; Cypriniformes; Catostomidae. The record is from RefSeq and is a predicted model, not a curated record. The transcript is spliced from 13 exons. Gene Ontology annotation, molecular function: GTP binding; GTPase activity.
CCGGUGACGUGGCCAGCGCAAUUCAACAGACCGGGGUGGUUUGAACUUAAUUUGGAUCCCGUAACUUUACAUUACGAUGUCCGGGAAAAUCAAAAGCAGGAGUGCUGCAAAUGCCGAAUCAAUAGCGAGCACUGUGUCCUGCGACGAGCGUAUCUUACGGGACUGCCAUCAGAUUUAUACCGAUCCGGAUAGCGGACUGAUUGCGAUAGCCCAGUCUGUUGGGGUGACCCUGCUGCCUCCCCGGAAAAAGAUAACUGUGAUGUUGAUGGGGAAUCAUUCGGCUGGAAAAAGCACCUUUAUCAACUGGUAUGUGGAGGAGCAUAUCCAAAGGACAGGGGUUGCUAUAGAGACACAGGGUUUCAGCUUUGUUACAAGCGGGCGAAAGAGAGAAUCGCUCACGGGAAAUGCUACACUCCACCUGUAUCCCCACUUCAAACCACUACAGGACUUUAAAGGACUGUCGGAAUACCUUAGCACUGAGAUUUGUACUUCACGCCAGAAACGUUUCAGUUUGGUGACUUUUGUGGACAGUCCUGGACUUGUGGAUGGAGAUAUGAAGUAUCCCUUCGAUGUGGACCAAGCUAUCCUGUGGCUUGGUGAGCUGUGUGACCUGAUCCUGGUCUUUUUUGACCCGAUGGGACAGGCUUUAUGCAAGCGCACACUCAACAUUGUGGAGAAACUGAAUGAUGAGCAAGGAGAUCGCCUUCGUUUCUAUCUCAGCAAAGCAGAUGAGGCUGGAGGAGAAUCUGACCGACAGAGAGUUAUGAUGCAGAUUGUGCAGGAACUUUGCAAGCGUCCUGGACUCAACAAGUGUGGCUUUGACAUGCCCACCAUCUACGUUCCCAACCCAAAUAAGCCCAGCCGAUGUGUCAAUCAGAUUGAAGAGGUGUGCCGGACCAUAGAGAAGACCAUUAACCAGACUGUACAGAACACCCUAAACUCACUGGAGAAGGAUUGUAACAUCAUCACCGAGGCCAUUGCUGACACACUUCAUAAUGACAGGCAGUGCAGCAUAGAGAACCGUCGUGCACGCUUUAAGGGAUGUGUGCUAGGGAUGCUGGGUUUCACCGUGCCCCUGCUGCUGCUCGCUGCACUGAUGCUUGGCAGCCUCUCCAGAGAAGUACUGGAGCUCAUGCUUGGUGAUAAUGGCACAGAGGCACUCUCCCUUUAUGUGGCUCCUGCAGUGAAGGUGUUUGAGUCUCUGACUGUAGAAGUGCAGCUGUACAGUUGUGUUGGACUGGUGCUGUUGUCCUUCAUCCUCCUCCUCCUCGCUCGCUUCUCUUUCAGGACUAAACCCACACUGUCUGGAAAACAAAAGAGACAAGUUCAAGAAAAACUGGAUUAUGUUCAGGAGGUGGUCAAGACCAAAAAGAAAAAACUCUAUGAGGAGUACCUGCGUCAGAGUGUGGGUGAUCAGGACAUGAACUGAGAGAAAAACAAAGACUUCAAAGAUGUGAAUAGGAAGAACAAUACAGUACACACCUGAGCUAUUUCAUGGGCACUUUAGUUACACGCUCCUGCAAGCUCUUAGAAGUCUUCCCACGUUUAGCACUAAUUAAUGAUGGAACUGUGGACCAAUACUGUUUUUGUGUAUUAUCAUUGCAAUAUAACAUUUGUACUGUAAAGAUAAAUUGAAGAGCCACAUUAUGUGACUGGACCUUAUACUCUGCAUUGGGCUCUUGUUGGGCAUUAGCCAUUUUUAAUGUCAUUCUCUCUCUGCUUUGUACCCUUUUAAUAUUCAAUGAAUGAGGAGCCCUUCAUAUAGAAUAAGAUGUUGUAACAAAUCCUGGAGCUCUGUUUAAUUACAUCUUGGUCAAUUUUAAUAGAAAUAUCAAAGCUGUAUUUUGCAUACCACGGUUUCCUACAUUGUUACAUCAACUGU